This is a messenger RNA of Mesorhabditis spiculigera, 939 nucleotides long. The record is from the annotation of a GenBank genome assembly. Lineage: Eukaryota; Metazoa; Nematoda; Chromadorea; Rhabditida; Rhabditidae.
AUGGGAGACGGUUGGAUUUAUUUUCUUCUCAUAAUGGCGCAGUCAAUUCGAAUCAAUAUGAGGGACAAGGAAAAGAACGUGGCAUUGUCUGGAAAUAUCAUCACCGAAAGCUCUAUCAGACACGCUUUUCUUCUUCCGUCAGAUGCAAUUGUGGCGUUGUCGUUUGAGUCCAAUGGCAUGCAGAUUAAUUGCGGAAUGAAUGAAACUGGCACAACAUUUUUGCUUCCGGAUGGCUGGUCGACUAUGCAGUUUUUCGCACAAUCGGACAGGGUUCCGUCUCGACCAACGACGUCAAUGGACAUUCAAGAACGCCCACUGAGUCCGUUUGAAGUGGAGAAAGCGAACAGGAUCACAUCAAUCAAGGACUCUUGGGAUAGCCGAGUGUUGCGCAUUGCUGGCAACAAGUUGACAGGAACAUGUGUUUUAAUCAAUGAGCGUCAUGCUUUAACCGCUGCGCAUCUAUCCUUCAAGCUUGAUCAAUCGUACAAAAUUAAAGGAGAUGGAAAUCAAGAGUUUUCUGUCACUUGCGUUUUCAUUUGCAAACAUCUCGAUUUCGCCAUCCUGCAGUCAAAUGAUUUUCCGAUCCUGGAGUUGUCAAUGGGCAGUCUGGGACGAGGCGCUAAAUACUUCAUGAUGGGCUAUCCGAACGGCGUCGAUUCUUCUAAUCCGACUAUCACAAAAGGAACCAUCGAAGGAUAUAUGGACGAUUGUGUUCAUCUAGUCGGAACUGCUGGUUCGAAACGAGGCUACUCGGGCGCUCCAGUCUUCAAUGACUCCGGAAGACUAGCAGGACUAUUGCUCGGCGGCACAUCUCGAUUAAGUGUCAAUCCGACCAUUCAAGAAUGUCUGGAUUCGUCUGGGGAACAGAAAUACGCGCGCAUCUUAGGAAUUGGGUACAUCGUUACCCGUUAUAGUCAAGGAAACUCGGACGGCGAAUCC